Molecule: messenger RNA, 201 nt
Organism: Clunio marinus
Lineage: Eukaryota; Metazoa; Arthropoda; Insecta; Diptera; Chironomidae
Source: the annotation of a GenBank genome assembly
AUGACCCAGAAACACUUCAGAACUCAAUUCAUCAUUUUUAUUUGCUUUGUGAAGAUUCGCUUCGCGUUUUUACGUCCAGGAAGUUUAAGAAAAAAAAAAGGUUGCCAUUGGCAUCAGCUGAUCUCGAAAUAUAAAGAAGCACUUAGUCGAAGUGUUGUCGUUGUUGAUCAAUUAGUUUCCAUUUCAAAACACUCAGGAUAA